UUUUGGCGACGUCACCGCAAAUCGAAGUGAAAGUUGAAAGAAAAAUCAAUUCAGCUCAUGUCACGUAAUAUUUGCGAUGAUAGUUUUGGCAUUAACCGCGCAGCCCUAACGCGUGUGCGUAUGCGUCCAGUUUGUUGAACUUAAAAGUGUGUGUGUGUGUGUGUGUGUGUGUGUGUGUGUGUGUGUGUGUGUGUGUGUCGGGGUCAGGGACAAUAUAUUAGGCACGCCUCAAGUCGCCAGAGAUUAAAACGAGAGCUCGAACGAGCGUAAAAACCGAAACUGAAAAGGCGAGAAUAUUGUUGUGCUGUGUCUAAUUAUUGCGGGCAUGUAAAACAGGGAGUGCCGUCAGGCAAGCAUAUAGCUGUGCACCUGCCUCAUUAAAAAAAAAAAAAAAAAAAAAAGGUUCAUUUUUGUUGACGUGGUCAAACAAAGUGUUGUAGCAAGUUCAUUCCGGUGAGUCGAAACCAAAAUAUGUCCUGUACGCGACACCCAGGGUUUCGGACGAUAGCCCCAAACAUUCAGAAGAUACCCACAGCCUGAUGUACAUCUACACCGGGCUGUCAGAGGGGGCGGCGCUCCCGCCGGGCACCCGCCAAUUUACGGCCAUGGGCGUGCUGGACGGUCACGUGAUCGACUACUACGACAGCGUCGCCACGAAGAAGGUCCCCAAGCUGUCGUGGAUGGCCGAGGGGUUGAGCGACACCUACUGGCAGCAGGGCAGCCAGUCCCGGAAGAGCAAACAGCACUGGUUCAAGGUCAACUUGGAGAUCCUGCUAGGUCGCAUGCAAGACAACCGCUCGGACGUGCACGUCCUGCAGUGGCUGCACGGGUGCCGUGGCGACCUGCGCCCCGACGGCACGGUGGUCUUCCGCGCCGGCGUGGACGCGUACAGCUUCGACGGUCGGGACUUCCUGUCCUUCGACUACGACCGUGCCGAGUGGGUGCCGAUGGCCCCCGCUGCGCGGGAGACCAAAAGGAGGUGGGACAACGUGGACUUCCUCAAGGACUACACCCGCGCGUACCUGGACAAGGAGUGCCCCACCUGGAUGAGCCGCUUCCUCCGCUACCAGCGCAAUCGAACGGAGCACGCGGCACCGCCCUUGGUGGAGGUGUUCGCUAGGAAGAUGGGGACCAAGAGGACGCUGCUGCUGACCUGCCUCGCCGGCGGCUUCGCCCUCAAGGACGUCGGCCUGGAGAUCCACCGGAAUGGCCGCACGCUGACCAAAGAGGACGGCGUGACGUCCACCGGCGUGCGGCCCAACGGAGACGGCACCUUCCAGAGGCGGGACAGCGUGGAAGUCCUCCAGAGCGACGCUGCCGACUUCACCUGCGUCCUGCGGCAUCCCCUGUCCGGACUUUACGCGGAAGCGCGUUGGGAUCACGAGAUUUUGGCCCCUCCACCUGUCAAGAAAGCCGUCGCCUUCGCCAUAGCGGGAGGACUCUUUGCUGUUUUUUUGGCAGUUGUGCUGGUCCGGCUCAAAUGCACGAAGCGCAAUGACGGCCCACCCGACGACGGCGCUGCCGAAGUCCCGCAAGAGAAGACUUUGAAGCUGCUUGAGUGCGAGCAAGAUGCCGGGAUGGACAGCAGCCAGUCUCUGGAAUCGUGGGACACCUCCGACUCUGGCGUGGCUUCUCGCGACUCGCUCGCCGGCAACCCGGCCGGCACCAGCCUGCUGACCGCCGACUCGCUUCCCUGACGUCGUCGGUCUGGGCGGGAUCAACGGGAGCCCGUCGCGCGUUGAAGAUUUAGGACGGAUCUCAAAUGGGACGGCGGCUGCGUACCGCAAAUAUCAAGAUACGAGGACAGAGGAGUUGACCCGAAUCUUUGGACAUUUUCAUCAACAAUGAACACAAGAUGGGGACCAGAUUCAUUUUGAGCAGAUGAUGAUAGGACCAAUCAGAAUUUCCGAGCGAGAGAGCAAAUCUGCUGCUAAUUUCCAGUCCAGUUGUCCCCAAAUCCUCAUCCGUGAUACCAGAGAAAUCGUGAACUCCCGCAGCUGACCUUUCUUCCAUCCGCCCCGUCAUUGUGAACGCGUCGGAGCCAAUCAGGUGAUCCGUUGUGAAAGUCGCUCGCAUCCAGUAAAAAAAAAAAAAAAUUGCUCUCUAAUCCAUACACGAGCGGGGUGAAAUCAUUCAGAACAAACAUUUUGCGGCACGUUGUUUUGCUGACCAGCUUGAUUUUGAACGAAGGCCGCGCUUGACCUUUUCAUGUCACCAGAUGAGGAAACGUGCGCGCAACACCCAACGGGAUUGGUGGGGUUUUUUUUUUUUUUUUCAUUCAGAGGGCAGCCCCGGUGCUCCAGUAGCUGAUCUGCUUUCUCUUGCAAAAUGUUUUGAUUUAAUUGACAGUUUUACGGGUAAAUAAAUGUUUGAUCCAAAUAA
Syngnathoides biaculeatus (alligator pipefish) is the source of this 2382-nucleotide messenger RNA. Its product is annotated as major histocompatibility complex class I-related gene protein-like. Bases 540 to 1697 code for a protein of 385 amino acids. The transcript is spliced from 9 exons. Gene Ontology annotation, biological process: immune response. The record is from RefSeq and is a predicted model, not a curated record. Lineage: Eukaryota; Metazoa; Chordata; Actinopteri; Syngnathiformes; Syngnathidae. Gene Ontology annotation, cellular component: external side of plasma membrane.